UGCCUUUGAGUUCAUAUUUGAACAGGUUCUCAUUAUCCUGCAAGUGGUGCACAUUGCAGUUCAUCAUUCAUAUUGUCCCCACCCUCGAGCUACUCACAACGAGCCGUCAAUCAGCCAAUAUGCCUGAUCCAGCCUCCCUUCCUCUGGAGCUCUUCGACGAAAUCCUGCUCUUCGCUAUGAAUGGCAGCAUGUCAUCAAAUCCGAUGGAGAUCCUCCGAGUCAGUCGUGCCUGGCAUGCCGUGGCCAUCCGUCAUCUCUACGAAAGUUAUUACUUCGCACCCAUCACCGAAGAACCAGAUGAGUCUGAGAACUUGGUCCAGUUCCUGGGGGCAGUGUCGAAGGAGAAGUAUGGGGAUCUCGUGAGGCGACUGUGUAUCAAGCUGCUUGGAGUAGAUAUGCUACCCAAGAACGUUGUUGCACAUCUGAGAGAAUCCUUCAAGCUAUGGGCGCAGCAAGCUGGCCUACCCAACUGGAAGGUCGACCUCUACGAAGGGUCCCCUAAAUUCGACGUACCAUCCCUGGUGCCGCUGAUCCUCACCCGCGUGCGAAAUCUCCGGAUUGCCUACCUCCGACUGGAGCAUGAUUCCUAUUACUUCUCCCAUGCACUGCACGCGGCGGUGGAUCCCCGGAACAGCAGUCCUUUCCGAGCUUUCCAGCACCUGGAGAAGCUGCAGAUUGGCUGCCACCCGGGCCGAGGGACCCCGCUCGCGAAAUUCGACUUUCGAGUGGAAGACGUCUGGCCGCUCUUCCAUCUCCCGGCUCUCAAGAUAUUGGCACUCGAUGGCCUCGAGGCCCGGGGCGCAGCACGGCUGUUGCAGGAGAAGCGGGGCCAGUCGCCCAUCGAGAACCUCAAUAUCGCGAUCAGUGGCUCCCUGAGCAGAAUGACCAUGUCGGACGUGGAGACGAUCCUGCAGCAGCCGAAGUCGCUCAAGCGGCUGAAGAUUCAGUUCCGCCAACUCCCGGCGACCUACGACGGAUUCGUUCACGGUCUCUGGCGCAGCCUGGUCCGGUACCGCGACCGUCUUGAAAGCUUGGUGAUCGAGACCAUCUACGCGGCCUGGGACGACUGGGAUGAGUCGAAGCGCCCACUUCAGCCCUAUCCGUGUUCCCCUCUGGCCACUUUCCCCGUCUUGAAGCAGCUCGCCAUCAGCGCGGACUAUAUUGUUCGUAACCACGGUGGGUGCCCGCAUGGGGGCGUCUCCGAUCUCUCGCUGCGGGGCCACCUCCCACCCAACCUGGAGGCCUUCAUGAUUACAGACUGUAGCCGCGCACUCGUCUUGGAGGGCCGCUUGGAUCCGCUGCUGGCUCACUUCGUCGAGGAGACGACAGGCAUGGUCAAACACAUCACGAUCGAGGGCGCCACUAUUGGAUCCACGGCCUGGGAUCCGAUCGACUUCCCGCUCACCGAAAGGGCCUGCAUGCGGACCGGAAUCCAGUUCGACUUUCACGCUUACUACGAUCCGCACCGCGUGAUGAUCAUACACAACCCGAGGUGGAGUCCGCUCGUCGGAACGCCGGACUUUCGUUCUGAUGUGCGGCCUGCGUUUUACGAGGAAAUGGCGUCAGCGUGCCGAUGUCUACGUUCAGUCGAUAAUUUCGAUCUCUUGGAGGAGGUGUAUGAGCGCAUUGCGUGGCGGCAUCUCGAGCGGCCUGGGCUGCAUCUGCCCUAGCCUACAAGCUCUGCUCAUUGCCGGGGUUGGGGGGGGGGAUUUUGGGGGCUUCGUGCUACGCCAGUGCGAGUCACGCUCAGCCGUCGGGUUUAUUGUGAUCUACGGAAUGUUGGCCGGUGGGAGAGGAAUUUGAGUUUGGUGGUGAUAUAAUCAGAAUGAUGCGAAAUGGGUAUUGUGUACACUAGUUGCGCCGGAUGAACACCGCUUGUGUAGUACAGUGGGAAUGAAAUGACCAUGCGUCCAGCGCUACCGUCACGAUCCAACGAAUAAGUCAAGGAGACAAUGAAUGUAGACGAGUCAAU
This is a messenger RNA of Aspergillus saccharolyticus JOP 1030-1, 1972 nucleotides long. RefSeq lists its product as uncharacterized. The transcript has a single exon. Lineage: Eukaryota; Fungi; Ascomycota; Eurotiomycetes; Eurotiales; Aspergillaceae. The coding region runs from base 120 to 1670 and encodes 516 amino acids. The record is from RefSeq and is a predicted model, not a curated record.